Spirometra erinaceieuropaei is the source of this 4041-nucleotide messenger RNA. The record is from the annotation of a GenBank genome assembly. Lineage: Eukaryota; Metazoa; Platyhelminthes; Cestoda; Diphyllobothriidea; Diphyllobothriidae.
AUGUCCCGGCAUGGCCAAACACGCGAAGACCAGUACGUCGGCCCAUACAGGUUAGAAAAAACUCUUGGAAAAGGCCAAACAGGUAAUUAUCUGUUCACGACGCACUAGUUAAAUGACAUGUAAAGGUCUUGUAAAAAUGGGAGUCCAUUGCAUUACCGGAAGGCGGGUUGCAGUGAAAAUUGUCAAUAGGGAAAAACUAAGCGACAGUGUGCUUCAAAAGGCACUCGUACAUUUUUUCCUUAUUUUUGAAGGUGGAACGAGAAAUAGCAAUUAUGAAGCUAAUUGAGCAUCCGCACGUUCUUGGUUUGUACGACGUUUACGAAAAUAGACGCUACCUGUGAGUUUUAUUUUCGCGAUACUAAACUGUAGGUUUUUAAUUCUGGAACAUGUAUCAGGCGGUGAGCUGUUCGAUUAUCUGGUUAAAAAAGGACGGCUCUCGGUCAAAGAAGCAAGGCGUUUCUUCAAACAAAUCAUAUCUGCUAUCGACUUUUGUCACAGUCAUUGUAUUUGGUAAGCGCGUUGUGUCAACUAUUUUAUUUUGUUUGGAAAAGCUAAAGAGGUUUGCUCAAAUCAAAUGGGCUACAACACUGAUGCCGAUAAAGUAACAUAUGGCUGCCUGAAUUUCAUAACACAGACAAUAAAAUGUCCAGUAGAACGUUCGGACCUAACUUUUAAGUUGCUCCGCAAAAGUUUACAAAAAUUUGAAUGUAACUGAAUACUUGACGACGCUUUAUUUUAUUCAAAUUUUUCUUUAUUUUUCCUCUGCAUGCCUUGAGUUGAAGCCUGAAUGGCCAAAUUUGUUAAGCACAUGCGCAUGUCAUUUGUCUGAGAACAUAGCAGAAGACAAAUUUUUGCACGUCGUUCAGUUUCAUUUUUGAACCGGAAAGAGUGGAUGAUGUUGACAGUUAUUUUUAAAUUAACAGUUUCCUUGUACCGAAAGGACUACGGCUUGCUUUAUUGUCACUAUCAUGUCCUCUCUUAAUCAAUAAAUGCGAUCGCAAAGUCGCCGAUGUAAUGUUUUUUGUCCGUUAUGUUAUUUUAUUUAUGAUGCUAGCAGCAGAAAGGAUGUUGGCGGGACCCGACAUCGACGGGCAAGGCACAACAAGACGAGUGUGUUUCGUAACGCGUCCGGAGAGUACCCUUUAUAUCAUUGCUAACAUACCCGAUAUCCAUCGGCAGCACAAGGGGCCUGUGAUUCAGUGGUUAGGAAGUUGGACUUUCUUGCAACACGUCAGAAGUUAGGGCUUCAGGGGUCGAAAAAAUUGACGUCGGUUAUGGCUGACUGAUGUCCCCCCCAAUAAGUCGGAAAUGGCCACCCAACUCUCUGUGACCUUUGUCGAUACGUAUAGAGGACCGAAGUGUUACAUAAUGGAUCCAUUAAUCUGUUUGUAAAAAAUAACACCAGCACGCCGAUUAGCCUGAGUGGCAACAAAUUCGAGCGUGUGCGACAUGAGCGACCGCAACAUAAAGAUUGCCAAAUCGUAAUGCAAGGCCUGUCAACAUGAGAGGGGCAAGAGGGGUUUUGUUUUUAGGCAAACAUCAAACGACUUUUCGGUUAUAAAUUUAUUUUUUAUUGCUUGGUAACCGCAUUCAAAAUACGCACUAAGCACUCAGGACAACUUCGCGAGCGUAUGAGUCACAGAAGCCAUUUGUCUAUGACUUAUAAACUUAUGACUGAAAUACUCAUUGAAAGCCAAAAAUAUAUAUCGUAUUCUUAAAAUAAAAGCGUGCGACAAGGGUCUAUUAGGAAGUACUACCUAUGCACAUUCUCAACAGACGUAAAUAAUCAUAGGCGUUUGGAAGGGUCAGCUUGCUCGUGCAUAAAAAAUUUCAAGUUUUCAUAAAGCGUGGUCCCCACAGCACAUGUUCCAAAAAACCUCUUGUUACGUAACUGCGUUUUACUAAUCCAUUAACGUUUACUUUCGAGCUAUAAACUUACCCACACGACCACAAGACCUUAUGCUAGACUUAGAAAAUAUUAUUGUAAUAUAUCACUUCAUUCUGCAGAAAUUCGCGUUCAUUCCACCUGACUUUAAAAACAUGCAGGUCUGUAUUUCUGUACGGCAUUUGAUACAUAGGUUUACCAUCUUUGCUAAUUUUUACAAGAAAAUGCCCGCACAAAAUUAUUCGCUAUCCAACCAAAGCGUUCUUGAAAAAAUCACUUUUUGAUAAAGCCUAAUUUAUUACGUCAAAUUUAAUUGCUUUUAGCCACCGCGAUCUUAAACCGGAGAACCUUUUGCUUGACAGCAAACUCAAUAUUCGUGUUGCCGACUUCGGUAUGGCUUCGCUUCAACCCGAGGGAUCGAUGCUCGAGACUAGCUGCGGGUGAGUUUGCCGUUCAGAUUUUGAGCAUGCUUACAACAAAUAAACAAAGGCACUUGUUUUUUCUUAAUGUCGUCCACAGCUUGAAAGUAAACAGUAGGAAAAUUAUUGAAGAGUUCAUUGUUGGCUUUCUUCGUGCUGACAACUAGUUAAAAGACUAAUUAUGCAUUAAAUAACUAUGAGAACGGAGUGUGCAGUUCUUAGAUAAAUUGACUAAUGUAAUGUAAAACUUACGGCAACCGAACCUUCUUCUAAUUUGUUCUACCCAGCUGAGUGUAACAUGCACAUGUUAUUAUCGCUUCGAGCCUAUCUCAAUUUUUAAAUUUAUUGGUUCGCAGCAGCAAACAACAUUGGCCCUUCAUUUUUUAAAGUGAACUUUAAAUAACUCAAAGAGUGAGAUUUUAUUAUUUUCAACUGAGUUAUUUGACUCGAAUAGGAUAAGACCUAUUUCAAGUUUGUUUGUCAUCUGACGUUUACUAUAAGUAACCUACCGUUAGGCAAAAAAAUGUUACCGUGACUUGAUACUGUGGUAUUUUGGCCACAUGUUUGUAAAAAAGUCGCAUCAGGUGACAAGGCAGUAAGAUUCAAAAGAAAAAUGGAAUUACUAGCAAGAACUGCUCAUUUUAGACACUUCUUUUUCGAGAAUAAGACUAAAUCCCGUAGGUGUAUUUCUACUACUUAACGCCUGCUCCACAUUAUGCUGAUCAAGUCCCUGUAUUGCAAUAAUUAAUAAAAACAAGCUGACACAACUUUACGAAACGUGUGGGACACAAGAGAAAAUCUGCGUAACCAUUUAUUCGUACUAAGACAUUAAGAUGUUGUGAUAAUAAAAUACGAGUUGUCCGAAUUUGAUCUUAUUUUAAAAACUUUCAAACCGUUAGAGAAACUUGGUUAGUACGUCUUCGAGACCUUAGUACGUCUUUCAAGACCUGCUUUAGGGCUAAUUAUUGCGGCCAAACCACCCAAAUGUCCUGAGCGGUUUUCUCGCAGUCAUAGCGUUUAUUUUGGUCUUUUAAAAAAGGCCAUGCUUACAGCUUACUGCAUUUAUAUGUUGGUUCUCAGAGCACCACCGGAUGGAGGUAACACCCAUUGUUUCGCUGAGUUUCUAGAUAGGGCGCAAACUGGGGUGGCUAGAAUUCGACUACCAAAGCAGUGCCCGGAACUUUACUUAAAAUAAUAACAACCGCGCAUUUUAAAAGUACAUAAGCAACAAGAAUUUAAUACCUAGAUACGAAUGAAGGUAGUUAAUAUUUGAUUUAAUGGCUGCCCCAGCCCCGCGCCUUCCCGGGUGUGGAAUUCAGGAGUCGCCAACCAAUGACGACAGACACGGUAAAAACAGCCAAUCCAGUUUUCUUCACCAUUCUCAUUAUCCAUUCUGCAGAAGUGAGGUGUGAACUUGAACUGGAAGUUUAACUCCGAAGGAGUAUAUUGUGAUAUGUUAUCUACUAACAUGCCCGGCGGUUGUCAAGUGUGACUCAAAUACCCUUGUGGUUGCAAAAGGUUAACAUAGGUUUUUUAGUAAAGACGUAACUAACUUUUGAUGCUCAAUCUCAUAAAAUUUUUAUAAAAAUUAUGAAACAGUCUUUGACUACUUAGGCGGGGUGGUAAGAUGAAAUACCAUAGAAAGUAAUUUUAAGAUAUUUCAGUCACGCCAGGACGCCGGCUUUUGAAAGGACUUCUCCCCGGUCGCCUGCAAAAUCCGCGCUCUGUAAAAAGUGA